Molecule: messenger RNA, 2954 nt
Organism: Bicyclus anynana (squinting bush brown)
Lineage: Eukaryota; Metazoa; Arthropoda; Insecta; Lepidoptera; Nymphalidae
Gene: Yod1
Product: ubiquitin thioesterase OTU1
Exons: 4
Coding region: 150-1082 (310 amino acids)
Biological process (GO): protein deubiquitination; endoplasmic reticulum unfolded protein response
Cellular component (GO): nucleus; cytosol
Molecular function (GO): cysteine-type deubiquitinase activity
Source: RefSeq, a predicted model, not a curated record
UUUUUAUUGUCAUUCAAAAAUCAGACGCCUACGUAACGUUAUGUUAUUUAUUUAUAACAACUUUUAUUUGUCGCGUAUCUCCACUCUUUGACAAAGAAUUGCAAUUUAAUCAAUAAUAGUUUAGUGUAUACAAAGUUUUAUUCAAUACAAUGGCAUCGCUAGCGUUUAAAGUUAAAAGUAAAAAUGGCCAGCAAAUACUGAAGGAUUUGACCUCUGAUAGCACUGUGGGUGAAUUAAAAUUGUUUCUCUCAAGCAUAUCGGACGUUAGCUGCGAGAGGAUUUGCGUGUUAUGUGGUUACCCUCCCAAGCCAAUAGAUGUUAGUAACGAUAACAAAAAACUAAGUGAAAUAGGUUUGAAGACUGGCGAGACGUUGAUCAUCGAAGAAAAGUCACCUCCAGUGACCCCGAGCGUGACAAAACCCGACGUAGCGCAGCCUGUGGAGAAUGGAACGUCGCAUGAGAGCAUUAGCCCCUGUAGACCAGGGAUUUUGAUGAAAAGAGUGGUGCCUUCAGACAACUCUUGUCUGUUCACUAGCAUAGGUUUUGUAUUAAAUGGUAAUGUAGACACAUCAGUGCAUACGCUGAUGCGACAAAUCAUAGCAAUGGAGGUGGCGAGUGACCACGACACAUACAAUGAAGCCAUGCUAGGGAAACCCAAUGCAGACUACUGCGUCUGGAUACAGCAGCCCAGCUCGUGGGGAGGGGCUAUUGAGAUUGCAAUUCUAUCGCGUUUUUAUGGUAUAGAAAUGGCUGUGGUAGAUACAUUAAAUGCAAUAAUAAAUAGGUUUGGUGAAGAUAAAAAUUAUGGACAACGAGUGUUUCUACUGUUUGAUGGUGUGCACUACGACCCGCUAUAUUUAGAACAAUCAGAUGGUGGCGUACAGACAUUGUUCCCAGCCGAAGACAUGGAAGUGUACGGAGAGGCAGAACAGUUGGCUCACGAGGCAAAGUCUUCCCGGCAGUUCACUGACUUGAACAAGUUCACUCUCAAAUGUAUGAUCUGCAGCAAACUCCUCAAAGGUCAAGUGGAAGCUCAGAACCAUGCAAAGGAAACCAAACACGCAAACUUUGGCGAAGUCUAGCAUACACCAUUAGUAUUUUAUUUAUUUAUCACACAAAUGAAUUAACCAGCUGGUACAAUUGGCUAGCUAUCAGGGGCGAUGGUUUCUAACAACCCAUUUCUUAUUGGGUUACCUUUUAAAAGUCCACGAGCUAUUCAGCCAAAACACAUUUAGACUAUAAAACACACAUGAACGGGUUACCUACUAAAAAAUUCAGUCUUCGCUACUGCUAGCUAUAGAAGUUGGAACUGUAUAAAUGCUAUAAAACUGCAAAACACAUGGUGAAUUUUUAUUAAUAUAUGAUGUCCCAGAGAUUCAAAGAUUUUUGCUUCAUCUUUUCUCAUAAUAAAGCUUCGAACUGGCGUCCAAGGUUGUUGAAUUGCGCCUUUUAAAGGUUAUGCCAACUGUUUGUCUUCAUAGUGAUGAGACAAACCCGAGGUAAUUGAAUAUGGUCGUCCCAUUUGAUCACGACACGUCAGAAACGCAAUCUCUGAGCGGCUGGGUAUUAACUGGAAAGAGAUUAAGACUGUAUUGCUAUUGAUAUUGAUGUAUGUGACAGUUAAUUAGCCAUUAUACAGCUCUUAAAAAACUAAUAGCUUUUUGUGCUAGUUAGGUAUUAACUAAUUUAAUUGGAGUUGAGGUGCAAAUUAAUUUUUUUUUAAAUCAUUUAUUUUAAAUAUUUAUCAUGUUUUAAUCAUUUUUGAGUGCAGAGAAAAAUGAACUUAAUGUAAUUUGUUUUAAAAUCCAAAUUGCCCCACUGGUUUUUAUUUGAAGAAACACUAUUUGAAGAAAUAUAUUUAUGCCUCUGCUUACAGCGAGAAUAUAAACUACGAAACGUCUGUUUCUUUGAUCUGUUGUUUCAAAAGCAUCACACAUAGUUGAGGACAAAGAUUUUAUACUAUAGAUAUGUUACUACUAAAUCGAAACUGAGGCGGACAAAAGUGGCUAAUUGUCUUCAUUUUCAUUUAGUCGUAUUACGACUAAAUUAAAAUUAAAGUUUAGUCGCAUUAUAAACGACGAAAGUUAUUUAUACAAAUAAUACCUAAAUAUUGUCUUACAUUGUCGAGAUGUUUCAAGAAGCUAUAAAUAUAUUAUAUAUAAAUAUAUAAAUACACAAAAUUGUGCAUGUGUGCGCUCAUUGGAGUAGCUAAAUUCGGCUUUUGCUGUGAUUUUGUAGGCACGUAACAUGUCUAAUAGUAGAAAGUCUUUGGUUGAGAAGGGAUAGGUGAAUUUAUGUAUAUUAAUUUUUGUUUUAAUGCUAGAUUACUUAUUGGUAAUGCGGUGUGCCCACUUCUUUCCAUUUUAUUGUCAUUGGUCCAACAUUUUUAUAUUGCAUGUUUUAAUUUCGUUUUGUUAAUGUAUUUUUAUCGAUGUUUACUUCUCUGGGGAGAACUUUAUUUCAAUUGUAAUUGGAAUGUUGUAUUUUACAUAUAGUUAAAUGAAUUAAACUAGGUUUUCAGUGGAAUGUACAUAAUACGAUUUUUAUAAAUUCUUAUUCCAUUUUCCAUGUAUAUGAGCAAUUAUUUUAAAUAAGCGUCUUGAGAAACACUAUAGGUACCUACAAUCUUCAUAUACGGAGUGUUCCUCUUUUAGAAAAGUGACGUAUACUUUCGAAGUGAUAACUUGUAAUGGAAGGGUAAACCGUUUCGUAACGUAACCCGUUACGGUGCCCUUCUGUUUGGCUUCCUUUUCUCUCACGCAUACGGCAGCAGGUUCAAGUUAUCACUUCUGUCGAGUCUCGAGACGCACACGGUUUUUUUUUAUUAUGACUUGUUCUUUAAAUCAUUUUGUUUGGCGAUAUUAUAUUGCGAAGUGGGCACUAUUUAUUUAUUAGCGUAUUUUGUUGGCUCUCAAUCAUUAAAUAAAUAAAUUAAUAAAACAAUAAAUUUAUUA